ACGGUCACACUUUUUUUAAUGACUUAUGAAACUUUGUAAAGCGGUUUCGAAUCUCUACCGCAUCGCCAUAAACGUAUUUACCGCAGUAAGGCUUACGUGCUUAAUACUUGCUAAUGGCGGCUAGCUAGCUAGCUAGACAGCUAGCUACGUCGCUAGCCGUUUUGCGAGAGAGGAGCGUAGUUGUCAACAGUUGAGCCGAGGCAGCUAACAUGCAAUGUUUUCACCGAGUUUGGAGGAAAACGACCUUUAAAAAAAACGUAUCUUACUAAAUGUUUCUUCUCCAGUGAGAAUUUUACUUAACGUUUCUACUCGUUCUAACGAAGCGAAGCCGUCUCAGCUUAUCGUUUCAAUCACCGUGUAACCUACACAAAUAAUCACCGGGCGAAUGUGUGCUUUUAUGUUCAACUAGAACAAUUGCUGGCACCUAAAGAAGCUCUUUCGUGUCACGAAAUGUUUAGCCGUAAUUAUUUACGAUGGACCGUUGACGUUAGGCAUAUAGUGAUGACUAUAUGUACAGUACUGUGUAUGAAUAUAUAAAUAAUGCUAGCAAUUUAACACCAACAGCAUCGUGAACAUCCAGAUGACUGCAGACAUCAAGCAUAUGGAUUAUCUAUAAAAGUAAUGUAGGCGUGAUGAUUUGAUGAGUCUAGAAAGGAAAUAAUGCAAGAUGGACAAUUCAGCGGGCUGCUCAUUGUCGGAGCCGGACGGCGCCGUGUCCCGACCCACAGCCCGCCCGCAGGCCUCCUCCAAGCACAGGGAGCGCCCGGCCGCCUCACCUAGGCGACGGCGGGAGGCGAAGAAGUCGCAGCGGCGGGGGGAUGGUCAGGAACAGCUGCUCCGGGAGUUGGAGCGGCGCAGGUUGCCGGGCCAACGCGAGCACUUGGAGCCGUCCGGCUCAGUGAGCGACGCAGCGGAAAGUUCACCUAAGAGGAGAGCUCACUUCCUUCAUGGACCUUAUCCAGCCACUCACUUUGGACCCAAAGCCUGUAUUCUUCCCAACCCCACUUCAGUCAUGCACAUACAGGACCCGGCCAGCCAGCGCCUCACCUGGAACAAACCUCCAGUCAACGUUCUCAUCAUCAGGAAAAUCCGAGACGACAGCCUGGUGGAGCCUUUCAAGGAGCUGUGCAGGUUUCUAGUGGAGGAGAAGCAGAUGAUGGUGUACGUGGAGCGCAGGGUGGCCGACGACGGAACGCUCUCCAAGGACGAGAACUUUGGCUCCAUCCGAAAUCAGCUGUGCACCUUCAGAGAGGGUUACGAUGACAUCUCUGACUGCAUCGACCUGAUCAUCUGUCUGGGUGGCGAUGGAACGCUGCUCUACGCCUCCUCACUCUUCCAGGCUAGCGUUCCUCCAGUGAUGGCGUUCCAUCUCGGCUCUCUGGGGUUCCUCACGCCCUUCAAGUUUGAGUCCUACAAGACGGAAGUGGACAAAGUGUUUGAAGGCAACGCCGCCAUCACGCUGCGUAGUCGCCUGAAGGUGAAGGUGGUGAAGGAGAUGUUUGAAAGGGCGGGCUCGCAGCAGCGGGAACACAACGGCGUGCUCCCUCACCGAUACGCCAGCAGCGAGGCGGGCAAGGUCACCCUGCAGCUCCAGGUGCUGAACGAGGUGGUGGUGGACCGCGGGCCGUCGUCCUACCUGUCCAACGUGGACUUGUACCUGGACGGACGUCUCAUCACCUCAGUGCAAGGAGACGGCGUCAUCGUGUCCACGCCCACGGGCAGCACGGCGUACGCGGCGGCGGCAGGGGCGUCCAUGAUCCACCCCAAUGUGCCAGCCAUCAUGGUGACCCCCAUCUGCCCCCACUCUCUGUCCUUCAGGCCCAUCGUGGUCCCUGCGGGGGUGGAGCUCACGAUCACCUUGUCCCCCGACGCCAGGAACACCGCCUGGGUGUCGUUUGACGGCAGAAAGAGACAAGAGAUCCAGCACGGAGACUGCAUCAAGAUCACCACAUCGUGCUACCCGGUGCCGUCCAUCUGCUGCCACGACCUGGUCUACGACUGGUUCGAGAGCCUGGCGCAGUGUUUGCACUGGAACGUGCGCAAGCGCCAGUCCCGCCUCGCCGAGACCUCCGACUCCUCGGACACGGAGAACUGAAACCAGUCGUGCCAUCAUCCCGCCUACUGAGCCAGACGCCAACCAUGUGUUUGUACCCUUCACAUUCCAAAUCAUGUUGUCAUGGCAACCUCCACGUGUAUAUACAUGUACAUACAUCGUAUGGAGUAUUUAUAGAUUUCAAAACAACGUUGUGUACAUGUGCUCGCUGUCACCGUGUUGGUUAGCAGCUUAGAAUAAAGCUGAAGCUCACGUUCUACCUUUUUAUUGCAGUAAGACACUUCCACACAUCCAAUACUUGUACUGAAAUAUACUCUUGAGUAUUGCAUGGGGGGACGCCCGUGUUGGACAACUAGAAGACAGAAGGAACGUUGACGUCUACAACUUUCACUGGUACGUAUUCCCACCCCCCCGUGUGACGAGCGGCAGCAGCACAAAGACGGAGAUAGAAGAUGGUAUCACUACGUUGUACAACAGCCAACAAAGCAGAGCGAGACGCCAGAAGAAACUAAACUACGAACCAGACAAAUGAUAUUAAAAACAAGUGUGGAAUAAAUUAAUACUAAACUCCCCCAGCUUCCUUAGCGGGACAUAAAGCAGUAAAGAUAACGUCAGUUGGCAAACAUGGUAUGCAGAAUUCAUUCUCUUCUCAAAUAGAAAUGAUUCAUACUUUGAAAAAGAAGCUAAAAGGAUGAUCCAAAACUUCCACUGUGCUCCUUGUCGGGACGCCAGACGUCACGGUCGUAGCGUUUGUGGCACCUUGAAACUCCACAGCUGCUCCAGCGCACACCCGUACCUGGCCCACCGCAGCCGCUCUUCUGCUCCCCAAACGCCCCCAAGUUGCUGUUUGAAAUGACACACUAAGUUUGGUCCCUGUGGUGCUUCCUGGGGGGGAUGCGAGGCCGUGAAAGAAAAAAAAAAAAAAAAAAAAGCGGUACGGGAGACUUCACCAUUCAGUCACAGUCCGUGUCGGACCUUGCGUGGAGACAUGAAUCAAACCAGGCCGCUUCAGGUCAACCGGAGACGAGCUCAAACACCAUCUUUUCAUUUUUCGGGGGCAGGAAGUCCAGUCUAAGACUUGAACGCACACGGCGGCAGCGUCUGGUGCUGUGAGGUGGAAGUUCAGUGGGAUCGGGAAGGAGGAAGAGAAAAGUGGAGAGAGUGACAGGAUGUUUAUGUUUCAGUGUCAAUGCCGUCCCCUCCUUUCUGCUGCUGCUGCUGCUGCUCCUCCUCCUCCUCCUCCUCCUCCUCCUCCUCCUCCUCCUCCUCCGUGUGCUGGUCCAGUUCCUCCCUGGUGAUCAUCUCAAAGUCGUUACCGUUGCUGUGCUGCGAGCCUUCGUCUUCCCUGCGGUCGCUGUCAGUGUCCGAGUGGCGUUCCGCUCCCUCCUCGCCGCUUUUGUGCUCCUCUAGCCCUGCCUCUUUGCCGUCCUCCUCUUCGUCCUCCUCCUCUUCCUCGUCCUUUUUCUCGCUGUCGGACUUGUCGUCGCUGUCUGAUUUCUGGGCCGCGUUGCUACCGCCGCCACCGCCGUCCUUACUGCCCUUCUUGGUGCCGCCCCGCGGGCCCUUGUACUCGUGGGUGUAGAGCGGGCAGAAGGAGUCGAUGAAGCCCACGUCGGCCGUCAGGUUGGGGAGGAACCAGAAGUGAUGGCGGCCGCCCGUCACCAGCCAGAUGAACAGGAAGAGGAUGCAGCGAGCUGAGGAAUGGAGCAAUCGUUCAGAAAUGUACCAACAUUUUUAUAUCUUGGUUACCCCUUCCAUAGUCACUCUUUUGGAGAGAAAGUGACAAUCUCAGAAACUUGGAUCAACGCUGACAAGGUCAUGGGUUUUGGGCUAGAAGGUUAUGACAUGAACUACGUCACCGGUGGAGGGGGAGUGGCCGUGUAUGGAGAUCAACAUCUGAACCACAAAGUGGUAAAGAACAUGUCAUUGCUCUUGAUAACAUUUUACAAUGCAAACAAUGCAUGGAGGACCGGAUCAAAGCAACAUUUACAGUAUUGGUCACAAAACUCUUUUUGUAUGCAAAGAUUUCAAUAUUGAAUUCAAAUAACAGAACAGAUGACUUUGUAGAUGCAACAGUUUAAGUGUUCAUGCUAACAUCAGCAGGCCAAGCAGCAGCAUCCACUGAUAAUAAAAAGGGAAAGGGACGAUAUCAGAACCUUCAACAAGAUCCCACACAGAGGAAAGUAUUAGCGCCUUUAAGAACGACGUAGAAAAACAGAUGGGAGUUGGCGUAUCAUGGGAACGAUACAGAUGAACUACUACCAUAAUCACUGUCCACUGAGGGAAGUAUCUAAUUAGCAAAAGAAGAGGAAUCGGCCGUGGAUGACGAAAGGAUUGCAAAAUUCUUGGAAGAAGAAAAACACAUUAUAUAGAAGAUUUAUCAUUCAAAACACUAAAGAAGCAGAAAAAACAUAAGAUAUUUAAAAGUAAGGAAGAAUAUGACAGUCAAUCAUUAGACAAGAAUAAACAUGGGGCAUUCUAAACGCUAUUAUCAGGAAUGGUGCUGAGAAAGCUGAUCCCCCUCACGAUUUCACAGAGGGAAAUGUUACAUAUGAUCAUAUCAACAAGGUAGCCAAAAGCCAAAAUAAUAAAAAGAGUGAUUCAUGAGAUGGCAGAACCGCUGUUGAACAUCAGUAAUUUAUCACUCCAGACUGGUCAAUUCCCUGACAAAAUGCAAACAGCUAAAGUAGUUCCAAUCUUUAAAAAAUGGAGACAAACAUCAGUUUACAAACUACUGACCAGUCAAAAUCAUUGAAAAGCUAUUCAACAAAAGGUUGCACAAAUGUCUCAAUAAGAAUGAAUUACUAGCGAACAGCCAAUACGCAUGCAGAACUAACAUGUCAACUUCCAUGCCACUAAUGGAAAUGACCAAUGCUGGAGACCACAGACAGCUGCAGUAUUUAUCCAUACACUUCAUCACAACAUCCUCAUUACUAAACUAGAAAGAUAUGGAAUCAGAGGAUUAGCUUGGAACUGGGUUACAAGCUACUAACGUGAAGCUAGGAGAAUAUACAUCUGCGAGCUUGAAGGCAUCGUGCGGCGUACCCCAAGGAUCAAUACUAGGACCAAAAGUGUUUCAUCUAUAUACACUGUUCAAAAAAUUCAAGGAACACUUGGAAAACACAUCAGAUCUAAACUGGGGGAAAAUGAUGUUGAAUAUGUUUCCUGAUAAUAAGUGGGUGAUGUAUUAGUAACAAAAUGAUGCCACAUCAUUUGAUAGAAAUGAAAAUGAUCACCCUAUAGAGGGGGGAAAUCAAAGACACCCCAAAAAUGAAAGUGAAAAAAUGAUGCAGCACACUGGUCCAUUUAGCUAAAAUGUCAUUGUAGCAACUCAAAAUGAUUCUCAGUAGUUUGUGUGGCCCCCACGUGCUUGUACGCAUGCCUGACAACGUGGGGGCAUGCUCCUAAUG
Messenger RNA from Dunckerocampus dactyliophorus (ringed pipefish), 5463 nucleotides. It is a transcript of the gene nadkb, whose product is annotated as NAD kinase b. The transcript has 12 exons. The coding region runs from base 668 to 2095 and encodes 475 amino acids. NCBI's taxonomy places the organism in Eukaryota, Metazoa, Chordata, Actinopteri, Syngnathiformes, Syngnathidae. Gene Ontology annotation, biological process: NAD+ metabolic process; NADP+ biosynthetic process. The record is from RefSeq and is a predicted model, not a curated record. Gene Ontology annotation, molecular function: NAD+ kinase activity.